This is a messenger RNA of Zophobas morio, 6314 nucleotides long. RefSeq names its product zinc finger FYVE domain-containing protein 26 (gene Sptz). NCBI's taxonomy places the organism in Eukaryota, Metazoa, Arthropoda, Insecta, Coleoptera, Tenebrionidae. Gene Ontology annotation, biological process: regulation of cytokinesis; mitotic cytokinesis; double-strand break repair via homologous recombination. The record is from RefSeq and is a predicted model, not a curated record. Gene Ontology annotation, cellular component: centrosome; lysosomal membrane; midbody. Gene Ontology annotation, molecular function: phosphatidylinositol-3-phosphate binding; metal ion binding. The transcript has 11 exons. Bases 175 to 6237 code for a protein of 2020 amino acids.
CUGCGCAUUAAAAACCCUAAGCAAAACUAGAACAACAAGUGUCAAAAUCAGCUGUUUUCUCAUAAUAGUAGUGACGCGAGUGAACGAUAAAUCAGACGCCCAACACAACACGUAAUUAAUGACUAAAGUCGCACCCCGCCACCAAAAAUAACCCCUUUUCAUGAAAACUACACAAUGGAUCCGCUCGUAUCAAGCCUAGAUAAACUCCUCAAGUGCAAAAACGAGGAUCCGGCCCGUUUUUACACGUACUUAAGCGAUUACACUUUAACUGAGCAUGACGAAAAACACUUCAUUGAGAGUUUCAUUCCCAAGGUGUAUUAUCUGUAUGACAAGAAAGUCCUGCGGAAGGACCUCGUCUACUUGUCGUUAUUGGCUGGCGAGAACCACCAUGUUCUAGAAAAAUUCAUCGAAUACGAUAAAUCAAUUUUUGUUUUAAAUAUUGACGAUCCAGUUUCACUUUUUGAUUACUAUGUUUAUGAGAAAAAACACUGGGUUUACGAGAUCGUGAAUAAUCCCAGCGGGUUCGAUAAACUCAUUCCGUUGAAAACGAUAUACAAUAAGCUGAAAAUGAUCAAGUUUAUUUAUGAGACGAACUUCCCAGAAGUGGACAUUGAAUAUUUACACAGUCUAUCAGCGCAGAUCGACGUGGAAGUUUUAGACGAUUUCUGGAAAUUUUACGUAGAUGAGAUAAUUAAAUUUAUUGAAGUUGUGAGAUUUUGUAAACCGUUGCUUAAGCGUGAGGUUAGUGACUCCGAAUUGUUUGCUUUUGGUAGCAGCAACGCUUUAUUGGACACGCUGUCGAGAUUUGUUGAUUUGGGGGACCCGGCACGGUGGGACACUAUUUUAAACAGACUCAAACUCAACACCAAUGAGGACGAAUUGAAUGUUUUUACAGGAUUUAUGAUCAUAGCAACUUUGAUCAGACUACUACUACAAGAAAACUACAACACCAACAAUCAAAAGAAAGAUUUCGUGAAUUCGGUUUUCGAAGAUGUGAAAACGUGGCUUUUAUCGCUACAAAACAAGCAACUCCAAGUGGAACUUCUUGAGAACGUGUUCUCUUUGCUGUUUCACCGAAGCCGCAACGAAUUCACGUGCAAAGAAAAAGAAAUUCGCUUCAUUCUUUUCCUCCUAAAGUCGGUGAUUGAAGAACUCCAACUGAAGAAAACCCACGAAAAAACUUCCCCUGAACAUAAAAAACUGUCUAGUCUCAUGAACCUCGUAACUGAUUCUCUCUGGAGGUUAGAUUUAAUCAUCAACACAAAAAUGACCCCGAAAAUCGAGGAGCGUCUUUUAAACUACAUGCUAGCGCCACCUGCGUCCCUCAUCCACCUCUGCUUGAAACGUAGAAACUUCGAGAGGGCGCAUCAGGUCAUACAGAUUUUUGAUCUGAGGGAUAGCGAUCUGGCGCACGAAGUGACUUACGCGGAGAGUUUACUCGCUUUCAAGAAGUUUCUGCGGAAAAAUGGGAAGCUGAAAGUGUCUAUAGAUCGAUCGGUUGAAGAUUUCUUCCAGGAGAAUCCGCCUCGAGUUAAUAGGGAAGUAGAACAAGCUAUGGAGAAGUUAGGCGAGAAGUUCAAACAUGUUCUUCAUUUUAAAAGUGAUAACGAAACAUUUAUGAACGUUUUCGAUUUUGCCUUGACGAGUACGAAAACGUGGGAGGAGUCGGAGCUACUUUUGAAAUUGGCCGCCGACAAGUACAAUUUAGACGAUUCCAUACCUUCAAACUAUCGAAAUUUCUAUAAAAGAAUCACAGAACUUGCUUACGUAGUUGGUCCAAAGGACAACGUUUCCCUCCCUGAGAUUCUUACUUCACCACAGUAUCCCCUCGAUGUCACACACUACAAUAGCAAAGAAGAAUUCUAUGACGCUCUAGGCAAACUGUACGACGAAUUCCAAACGCAAGUUCAGAACAGAGACCCUGGUAGCUUCAACAAGAACCACCCUAGCCAUAAAACCUUACUCAAAAUGAACGACCUAUGCCAAAAGUACUUGCAAGAGACUUCCAGCGAAAAAGAACCCAUCCAGUACUUACAACGCACGUUCAACUACCUCAAAGCCUUCUCCAGAAUCUUAUACAUCGAGCAAAACAGCUCCGACAUCAUCACCAAACAGACAAACGCUUCUUUCUUCGACAUCUUCGAUUUCAAUCGAUCCGAGCUCACCGGGAAACUCCUCUUCGAGCGCCACCUAGACCCCACCGAAUUCGAAAAGUACUUCGGAAAACUUAAACUGGACUUUUUGUACCACGUGGUGGGUAACUGCUUCCCAACUAUCAACCUCCACGUCCAGGAGAACGUCACCGUCGAAGAACUGUACCAUGACAACAUGCUUUAUAUUCCGAGUCCUAGUAUCAUCGUCUACAUCCAAAAGCGAAACUGGUUGCUUGCCUUUAUUUUAAGCGAAAUGUACAAAGUCGAGGGUAUCAAAAUCGACAUCAGCGAGGUGCGUCUUCGCACCUUCUUCAACUACUUGAAGUUGCCGAAGAUCCAGCACUUGAAGGCGAUUUUCGAGAAGAACGAUAUCAUUGCGGCUCUCCAGAAUUGCAUCAGUGCGCAGAAAGUGAGGUUGUACCUCAGGCAGCACAUCGUCGAGCCGGACGUUAUAUCGAUUCAAUCAGCACACAGUAACAGUUCGGAGGAGGUGUUAGAAACCGGGGUGGAGAUGCUCGAAGACGCGAAGACGACCAAUUGGAAGUCUCUGUAUGAUCUUAUUGAGAGCGUGCCCGAGAAUCAAAUGAAAAAGAAGCCAGAUUUGGUUGCUUUGAGGGACAUGGUUUUGGUAAAUAUCGUGCAGGAUGGGUUCGAGUCGGAGUACUAUAGAUACACUUUUUAUAUUACUGAGAGGGAUUUACGGAUUGAUACGAUAUUUAAUAAUUUGAAGAGAUGGCCUGGGAAAUUCGCGUCCGACGUUAUCAAGGCGGAAGUCAGCAGGUUUGAUUGUUUGAUGGACAGUAAAGUCGAAACGUUGCGAGAUUGGCUGAAGCAUAUUGAGCUUAAUGAACAGUUGAAAACCGUUUUCGACCUCAAAUCGUGGUACAAAAGUUACAACUUCUGCAAGAAUUACCCGGAAAGUGCCUUGGAAAAGAUUUUGCUCACGGAUAACGUGGACCACUUACUGGACUUCAUCAAACUUUAUAAACCCUCCGAGGACACUCUUUGUAACAUCACCACGACCUACUUGUCCAAAAUCAUGGACUUAAACAUCCCCUUAACCAAAAUCAAAACCAUCCUUGAUAGUCUCCCGUUUGAACACGCCAUCAACACCUGCCACAAUCUCCUCACCCUUCUGCGCAAUCUCGAGUACCUUCAAUUCAUAGCCGACUACCUAAACAACAACGUAACCGACGACCUCUUCCUCAAAAACGUGCAAGUCAGCCUAAAAAUGCUUACCGUGUUUAAUGCAACCGACCAAGAACAACUAUUCUGCCUAAUCAACGAACCUCUAAGCAUCCUUGAGGUCCUACUCAUGAACACGAAACUCGACAAACUCGCAGCUAUUCUUGAAGUCCUGAACGUACCUAACCAAGAUUACAGUCGAGAGAUCAUCAGUGUGGAGAAAAUCGAUGAAUUGUUGCGACGGUACGCCGAGAAGAGCCUAGAUUUUAGGGUGAUCACGCAUCCCAACCCUCGUUUACUCAAGACGCCUGAACCUACUAAGUUGCUUCAGUCGUUUGAUUCUUUGAGUUUGGCGUCUGAUAAGAAGCAGUUUGUGGUACCGGAGGUGGUACCUACGAAAGAGGAGUGGGUGCAGAAUGAUGAAGUUGUGGAGUGUAUGUGUUGUCGGCAAGUUACCUUCUCCAUGUUCAGUAGGAGGCACCACUGUAGAAGAUGCGGGCGUGUGGUGUGCUAUGCGUGUUCUUUGAAGAGGAUGUUGGUACCGACGUACGGAGAUAUUCUGGUGAGGGUGUGUCUGGACUGUUUCGCACAGACUUGUAGCAGUUCUGACAAAAGCGAUAGUAAUGCUUCGGAAAAGAGUGACUUGCCGUCAUCAAGAUCCUUCGUCCAAGAGUACUGGUUCUUGAAUGACGAUCCCGAGCAUAACAAGAUCAUCAGAGAGGAGUUUUCGUACGAACACGCACCGAGUACCUCUUUGUGUUUCUCGAUUUUGAAGUACCAUUCUAAGAGUGUCGAGUACCCGAAGUUUCUGCUAGAGCAGUGCGAGAUAAUGUUGAAACUACUACAACCGAACAAGGAGCCCACGCACGAAAUCGACUAUCUCUUGGUGAUAAAGAUGUUGAAGUCUCUAGCAGUAGCCGCGAAAAUGGUGUCUGCAGAAAAUAUGCUGAGUUCUGGGACUUCCAUGGCUGAUAGAAUUCUAUCUCAAGCAGAGCUUUUGGCUUUGUUGGCAGAAAGAGGUUGUUUGAAUUUAAUGCCCCUAGUAGGAGGGCAAAACCUCUACAUCGACCCUACCGUAUUGAGGAGGUUACGCGAUAAGUUACUACAACGCGAGCAGUGGAAUUUAGCGUUGGAGGUUUCCACAAAAGCGGGACUAGACAAUUCAGGUGUGUUCGCCGCCUGGGGUAAAAGCUGCUUAAAAGCCGGCAGCCUUUUAGUCGCCAGAGACAAAUUCCAGCGAUGUUUCGACAGACACAACCAAUACGAAACUUCCUCUAUCGCCAGCAGACAGUCCGACCUAUAUAGAAGCUUGGACAGUCUUACAUUGAGCAGGUCCCGCCUAUCCUCCCGAAUCUCCACCAGUAGCACCCUUUCCACCGAAAACAAACCAAUCAAAGACCCUCCUCUCCUUCACGAAAUCAUCGAAAUCUUGGAAACCAAGACACGGACCAUCAAGUCCGAGGUCCUCGAAAAAGCCCAACGCAUCACCAUUUCAGGGUCGAUGUCGAGCUUAAACCAAAUCGCACCCUUCACGGUACACACAGACACGGCUAUCUGCGUGGUAAACCGAAUUAAAAACCUCAAGGAGAUCGUUUCAGGGAACUUUUCUUUCGCCGAAGGAAAAAAAGUCAAUCCUUACAGCUCCAAGCCAUCUAUAGACCCGAUUUUCUACGACGAGUGUGUUUAUUAUUUGACCAAAUACGGUACCCAUUUGAGUCUACUGGAAUUCUAUGUGAGACACGGCGAUAUUCAUACCGCGUUGUUGUACAUUGUUGAAAACAGGCUAACGACUGAUCUUUUCGUCGAAGUUUACAUGAAGUGCCUCAAGGACGGCGUCGUGAAUAUUUUGCAAGAACAGAUGUCUCGAAUUGACUCAUCCUUGAAUUUGUGGAAGGAUUAUUUGAGGCAGUUGUGUCGUCAACUCGAAAAGCAUCAGUUGUUGAAUUGUUUGUAUCAGUUGCAGUUGUACAUAGGCGACUACGUGAGAGCAGCCAUGACGUGUAUUCGGUUUUACGAAGAAAAUGUGAAGAGUUUUACCGAGUUGGCGAACAACAUGACGCAUUUGUACAAAGGGGAGGAGCAUUUGAAACAGGUUUUGGAGCAGGAGCAGUGGGUGGACGUGUCAGUUGACACUAUGAGCACCAAUUCGAAGGACAGUUUCCACGAACGAAUGCUCUCAAACCCCGACCUAGUAAUGAAAAUCGACACUAAAGACAUCAACAAACACAUUGACACCGUAUCAAGGCAAGUCGAAAUCGUCAAUUUUCUCUCACGGUGUGAAUCGUCGGGCGUCAACACAAGACAACUCUUAACAGACCUCAUUUCGUUCAAAGAUUCCAACUUUACCAACGAAAAACUAACGAUCCCGAUACUUUUCGGUUCCACUGCCGAUAAGAUACACCUCGCGACGAUGGCGAUCGUCGCCGGCAGGAGCGUCGAAGAAGGUUUCCAGCUCGCCACAAACAUAAUAGAAGAUUUUAAAUUGCGUCCGAUCAAGGUGUAUUGUUUGGCUGGGAAACAGUUCGCGAAAUCGGAACGCUACAACGGGAUUUCACAGCUGGUUAACUGCAUCAAGUCCACGGGAAUUAACGAUUCGGCUGUUUCGGAUAUGUUGGAUGAAAUGCUUGCUCAGGCUGUCGGAACGCUGAUUAAGGCGAACGUAACGGCGACCAAAGUGGAGGAGUUGAUCAAGCUGAUAAAGGACAGGGCGAUAAAGAUUUCGGCGUACAUUGAGGCGAAGCAGUUGAAGACUGCGUAUUUUUUGGCUGUUAAAUAUAAAAGGACUGCGGAUGUUAGGAGGAUACAAAGGGAGGCUGAGUUGCUGAAUAUGCCUGCGAUUAAGGCGCUGUGCCAAAAGGUUCUUCAGACUUCGCCUUCCACGUCGCAUUCCAAAGAGUAAUAGGCUGUGAUUGAGUACCAUGAGAGGCUAUUUUUGUACCUUAUAUGUAAUUAACAAAUAAACUUUUAUUAAUAUAA